UUUCACACUUGCGUUGGCGCGGCGGCAUACCGGAUAAAAAUAGACGUAUCCGGACAUGCUUCACGAAAAGAUUCAAAAUCAGAAACCUGUCGCCGGCCAUGGACAUGCUGCCCGCCGAGGUCGAGCAGGGCAACGUCGAGUACAAGGUCCAGCUGCUCAACCCGUCGCCAGAGCGCUUCCAGCACCUCGUGACGCAGAUGAACUGGCGCCUCAACGAAGGCCAUGGCGAAGCCUUUUACGAGAUGGGUGUCUCGGACGGCGGUCGCAUCGUGGGCAUGUCGCCAGAAGACCUCGAGAUGAGCCUUGCCACGCUCUACCGCAUGUGCCAAGUGCUCGGUGCUGAUAUGCGCCUCGUUACGCUCCGCGAUGGCUACGAGCCCGGUCGCAAGGCCGCGCGGGUGUGCAUCUCGCGCAUCGCCGACACGCAUGCAAAGAAGCAAGUGCGAGUGUCGGUGAUUGGCAGUGUUGAGAGCGGCAAGUCGACGCUUAUCGGGGUGCUCACCCGCGGCUGCCUCGACGACGGCCAUGGGCUGGCGCGCAUGCAAGUCUUCCGCCACUUGCACGAGGUAGAAGACGGUCGGACGUCGAGUAUCAGCGAGCAGAUCAUGGGCGUGACCAAGGACGGCAAGAUUUGCAGAUUCAACACGUUCGAGAGCCGCCACGCGUCCAGCAUCGAGUCCCAGAGCCACAAGCUCGUGAUGUUCAGCGACCUCGCGGGCCACGAGCGCUACCUCAAGAUCACAGCCACGGGCCUGACGAGUCAGUUUCCCGACUACGCCAUGCUAGUCGUCGACGCGACGCAAGGCGUGCAGACAAUGACGCGCGAGCACCUUCAGAUCGUGCUGGGCCUCGACGUCGCCGUCUUUGUCGUUGUCACCAAGGCCGAUGUGGCGGCGGCGCCCAGGAUAGCGGCGACAGUCACCGAAGUCCAGGCGCUUCUCGAGUCGAUGAAGAACGCGUCCCACGUAGUCGCAGAUACGACGGCAGCGCCGUGCAUAGCUGGCUCCGUGCCCAUCUUUAUUGUCUCGAGCGUCACGGGGGCCUCAUUGCCGCAGCUGCAGACCUUCUUGGCGGCGAUCCUGCCCACGCGCGUAUGGACAUCCCGCGACGAGUGCUCGGCCGAGGUGCACUUGAGCGGGUACUACGACACGGAGGCGGGUAGCAUCGUGACAGGUCUCGUCAAGAGUGGCACAGUGAGCGUUGGUGACUCGCUCUUGCUCGGCCCGACAGCCACCGGCGCGUUCUACGGCGUGCACGUCAAGAGCAUCGAAGUCCAGAGAACGCCCGCCAAGCGCAUCUUUGCAGGCCAAGCCGGCGCGCUUCUUUUGAGCAUCAACUCGGCGAUUGACUUUUCCAUGAUGCGCAAAGGCAUGAUGCUUGUGCACCCGAGCUUGCGCCCGAUCGCGACGCGGCAGUUUGACGCUGAAGUCCAGCUCGUCGACGAGAGCGUUGUGCUCAAGGAGAACGUCCAGGGCGUCAUUCACGCAGGUCCGAUCCAGCAAACGGCCAAGAUCGUGCGGGUCGCAUACGAGAAGGACGUGUGUUACCUCCGCUUUGAGUUUGUCUACUGCUCCGAGUACUUGCGCCCGGACCUGCCGCUCGUGUUUCGCGCCAGCCGGACGCACGCGGUCGGCAAGGUCGUCGGCGCCGUCCACGUUGCGGUCAAGGGCGUUGCGUAAAUACCCGUGAAUAUACGAUGCAUCUUCUUCGAA
Molecule: messenger RNA, 1712 nt
Organism: Saprolegnia diclina VS20
Lineage: Eukaryota; Oomycota; Saprolegniomycetes; Saprolegniales; Saprolegniaceae
Exons: 11
Coding region: 99-1679 (526 amino acids)
Biological process (GO): translational elongation
Molecular function (GO): translation elongation factor activity; GTP binding; GTPase activity
Source: RefSeq, a predicted model, not a curated record